CUGCACUGCGGUCGCUCUCUUCCCGUCGCGACGACUCCUCCCCUCGCUCUCCCCUCGCUCGACUGCGGUCCUCGCUGGACUGCUCUGGUCCUUCGCUCGCUCGACUGCUCGUUCUCUGCAGACAGCAGCAAGAAUGGCGUCUUCAUUCGUGAGACGACGCCCAAUGCUCAAUUCUCUCUUCUCCUUGAGGUCCCUCUCUUGGAACGAUUCCGUCACCGCCCAUUUGGCUGCCAGUCGCCGCCGAAACCUAGACCUCUCGAAAGCCCUGAGCACAUACGCUAUGCCGAAUGAAUAUCCACCUCCUCCUGUUCCACAGCAAUCGCCUCCUCCGCCAUAUGAUUUUAGGGCUUUCAAUCGGAACCCAGAUGAAGGGAUGCAACAAAAUCAAUACUCUCACCCUCAGAACAGAGAGACCAAUACUAGUAGUGGUCAAUGGAGCUCACCGCCACCGCCACCGCCACCGCAAGGGAGUGCUCAGUUUGGUUACCAGAGCCAGAGGCAGAGUCAGCCCAAUGCAGGAUACCCUAGUCAGAGUCAGAAUUAUCCAGGCCGCGGAUACUCUAAUCCUGCUUCAGUUCAUUCGCAGCAGCAAAGCCCUGAACAGUGGAAUAAGCAAGUUCCAGGACAGGGUUAUCCUCAGCAGCAGAAUCCUAGUCAGUUGAAUACCCAGAACCAGAGCUAUGGUCAGUAUCAGAGCCCAACUCUGGUGAACACCCCGAACCAGAACUAUCAGGAACAGCCCAGAAGCCCUAAUCAGUGGAACAACCAAAAUCAAGGGUAUCCGCAACCAAAAAAUCUCUACCAGUGGGCCCCGCAGAACCCAAGUACUAAUCAAUGGAACCAUCAGCAAACAACUGUAGUGCGUGGGACGGAGAAUCAGGCGAUGGAAGCUCCUGCUCCGGGGCCUUCAAUUGCUGAUCUGAGACAGUUGUGCCAAGGUGGGAAAGUUAAAGAAGCUAUAGAGUUGAUGAAUGAGGGGGUUAAAGCCGAUGCUGACUGCUUCAGUUGGUUGUUCGAUUCGUGUGGGAAGUCCAAGUCUCUUGAGAAUGCAAAGAAGGUGCAUGAUUACUUUUUGCAGUCAACGUGUAGAGGUGAUCUUCAGAUGAAGAACAAGGUGCUUGAAAUGUAUGGGAAGUGUGGCAGUAUGAUCGAUGCUCGGAGAGUUUUCGAUCACAUGCUUGAUAAGAACAUUGAUUCGUGGCAUUUGAUGAUAAAUGGGUAUGCCUAUAAUGGUUUAGGGGACGAUGGGUUGGAGUUGUAUGAGCAGAUGAGGAAGUUGGGAUUGAAGCCAAAUGAACAGACUUUCCUUGCAGUUCUGUCAGCAUGUGCCAGUAUAGGGGCCGUGGAAGAAGGUUUUAUACAUUUUGAGUCGAUGCAGAGUGAUUAUGGGAUUAAGCCUGGGAUUGAGCAUUAUUUAGGGGUUAUUGAUGUUCUCUGUCAACCUGGGCAUCUUACAGAAGCUGUGGAGUAUGUUGAAAAGCUACCAUUUGAGCCCACAUUGGAGGUUUGGGAGGCAUUGAAGAAUUACGCACGGAUCCAUGGCGAUCUUGAUCUUGAAGACCAUGUUGAGGAGUUGAUGAUGGCUAUUGAUCCUUCAGUCGCUACUGCUAAUAAAAUUCCUACACCGCCACCCAAGAGGCGCUCUGUGAUCAACAUGCUUGAGGGGAAAAACAGAAUCAGUGAGUUCAAAAAUCCUACUCUUUACAAGGACGACGAGAAGUAUAAGAGUGGGAAGGAAGGGGGUUAUGUGCCGGACACAAGAUAUGUACUUCAUGACAUUGAUCAAGAGGCAAAGGAGCAAGCCUUGCUCUAUCACAGUGAGCGACUCGCAAUAGCUUAUGGACUUAUCAGCACUCCUGCAAGGACGCCUCUUAGAAUCAUUAAGAACCUUCGGAUAUGCGGUGACUGUCAUAAUGCGAUAAAGAUUAUGUCCAAGAUUGUGGGUAGGGAACUAAUCGUUAGAGACAACAAAAGGUUUCAUCACUUCAAGGAUGGCAAAUGCUCUUGUGGAGAUUAUUGGUGAUCCCUUCUUGUUUAUUUGUACUCGUUCCGCAUGUACCUAAUGAGAAUUGUCUUGCUCUAGGCAGUUGGCAAAAGAUACCGAGAAGUAUGGCUUUUAGUGAUGGGAUUGAAGCGAUGCUCCCAAUUGUAUUGGUGAAUGUUCCUUUGAGUCAUAAUGUAUUCUCAUCAGUUACCAAAGUUUUGAUUGUCCUCUUUUCCAGUUGCCAGCUUUCAUGUUUUACCCGUGUCUAGUUCUUCAGUUUCUGGUUUGCACUGAUGUGCAGAGUUAGCCUCCUUUUGCCCUUUUAAGAUAAAGAAUUGGUUGCUGAUAUAUUCAACGGCAGAUGAUGCUCGGGA
Syzygium oleosum is the source of this 2358-nucleotide messenger RNA. Its product is annotated as pentatricopeptide repeat-containing protein At2g15690, mitochondrial-like. Gene Ontology annotation, molecular function: protein binding; RNA binding; zinc ion binding. Gene Ontology annotation, biological process: RNA modification. Lineage: Eukaryota; Viridiplantae; Streptophyta; Magnoliopsida; Myrtales; Myrtaceae. The coding region runs from base 134 to 2023 and encodes 629 amino acids. The record is from RefSeq and is a predicted model, not a curated record. The transcript is spliced from 2 exons.